Messenger RNA from Oncorhynchus mykiss (rainbow trout), 725 nucleotides. NCBI's taxonomy places the organism in Eukaryota, Metazoa, Chordata, Actinopteri, Salmoniformes, Salmonidae. The record is from RefSeq and is a predicted model, not a curated record.
UGACCUCUGAAGCUGUCAAUGAGAUGGAGCAGAGCAAUUCUACCAGGAGCAGAGCAACCUCAGUGAUGGAAACCACAGAAGAGGGAAAGCUCAACAAUGUGGAACAUCUGACACUUAUGGACUUCCUUCAAAACCUAACUGAGAAGCAAUGGAGGGGGAUUCGUGAGGGUAUGUUUGACCCGCUGACAAAACAACAGCUUGCCGGCUUGUGUCUGAGGAUUGUCCAGUUUUUAUCGGACAAGCUGAUGCAGAUCAUCAUCCCAGGUCUUUACGAACUACUGGGCAUCCAAGAUGCUGCCUCUUCUCCAUUGUCACAGAGAUCUCUCACAGCGUCACUCACCAGUCUGUUAGACGAUAAGACUAACACCAAGUCCCGCGUGAGAUUUACUGAGGCUGGUGUACCUAAGAGGCCAGGCAGUCGAAAGUCUUACAAUAGCUUUCGCAUCCCGACUCCCUACCCUUCCUCCAACUGUAUGGAGCAGGAAGAGGAAGAAGAACAGGAAUCACAACUUAAGUUCAAGGAGAUUUACCUGACUAAGGGCAGUCUGGGCAGUGGAAGCUACCUGCCCAAGGGGGCCAUGAGGACUCUAACCUCUCUGUCUGAUGUGCAGAAGAAAACAACCAACUCUGAGACGCUACAAGUCCUCUUAGGUGUCUCAGAGGACACCCUUGUCACCUGUGUACAGGACAGCCUGCAAGAUUCUCUCUCCAAACUUGCUUUAUGA